Oreochromis niloticus (Nile tilapia) is the source of this 1008-nucleotide messenger RNA. RefSeq lists its product as uncharacterized. Bases 213 to 995 code for a protein of 260 amino acids. The transcript has 2 exons. The record is from RefSeq and is a predicted model, not a curated record. Lineage: Eukaryota; Metazoa; Chordata; Actinopteri; Cichliformes; Cichlidae.
UCCUUCCUGCACUGCAUGCUGGGAGUGUGAGUGAAUGGGUGUGUGAAGGUGUGUGGUGAGUGCGUGGAGCUGCUGAGUGAGUUUGGGACGUUUGGACUGUUUUUUUCCAGAAAACUUUGGGCUUAUGGGUGGUUAAAAGGUAAGGCACGUUUAUUUCAUUGUGUUGUGUGAAGUGAAGAACUUUAGUUAAUUGGACGGUAUUACCUUGGGUCAUGGCGUCCCUCCCCAGUGAGGGUUCGCCUCCGCUGUCUAUUAGACAUGGGGCCAGGGUGGUGGCACCCCAACAGUACACCGUUGAGCAGGUUCUGCUAGCUGUUGGUGAACAGGUGGGCCAUGAGAACAUAACUUAUGGCUCUCGGAUGAACAAGGCUGUGGAGCGCGCUGUAGAUGCCGGUACGGGAGAACGGCCGGCUCGUAGCGGUGCGGACGAGCAGCCGUCUACGAGCAGCGCUGUCAUCGGCGAGCCGCUAGCGGCGCAGGGUGACAGAAUGGAGGUCGCAGCCAGUGCUCCACAGGCUGCGCUAGAAGAACAGGGGGUAGUACAGGCGACCAAUGAGGUGGAGGAUGGAUGCGAUGACAUACAGGACAGGGAAAGUGUGGAGGACAAUCAGGACAGUGGGCAGACCAAAGCAACGGCAAGUGAGGUGGGUGUUGCAAGUGUAAUUUCAGGUUCUUUGAGCGCAGAAAAUGAGGAAGACGAUUUGUUGGAAGAUGAUUCCCUGUCUCAAUGCUCUGAUGUUGUUUCACAAGACGACCAUCAGCAGUUGUAUUCCUUAGAAGAUAUAAACCGCUUUUUGGAUGAGACAUUUGGUAUGCAGUCUGUGGAAGUCACUGAGUUUUUUCCAGAUGUUGAUCUUUUUAUAAAAUCUGUUCUGAAAAUAAGGAGAGUUGUUGAUUAUGAACAAUUGAGCAAACAGAAAAGAUUCCGUCUUAAAAAGAUCUUGACUAAGUUGAGAAGGGAAAAACGUGGGAAAACUCCUUCAAAAGCAUUGUGAAAUGUUUGGAGCA